Molecule: messenger RNA, 2151 nt
Organism: Thermothelomyces thermophilus ATCC 42464
Lineage: Eukaryota; Fungi; Ascomycota; Sordariomycetes; Sordariales; Chaetomiaceae
Product: general substrate transporter
Exons: 4
Coding region: 172-1980 (602 amino acids)
Biological process (GO): transmembrane transport
Molecular function (GO): transmembrane transporter activity
Source: RefSeq, a predicted model, not a curated record
AUUGCGGCCUCUCAUCCCGCUCGCUGAGCUGAGCCUGGUCAUUCAAUCCGGCUUUGGCAUCGCCGCGUCUUUUGGCCGCUCUCUUGUUCGACGGGCUCUACUUGUCUCCUUGAGUUUCCCCCCUUCCCCCCGCCCCAUCUCCUGGAGCCAUUCUCUGUCCAGUCGACAAAGAUGCCGCGAUUGUCCAACAUCAAAACUGCCCUUCGUCGGCCGUCGGCGGAGGAGGAGAAGCGCGCCGAUCCCACCGUCGUCGACGCUUCCUUUGAGAGGACAGACAAGGAGGCCGUGGCCGACAACGCCGCCCCUGUCAACAACGAUGGCGGUGACACAUCGUCAUCAGACCUUCCCGCAAAGGACGCGCAGCGCGGCGUGCAAGAAGUUGAGGCCGUGACAAUGAGCUGGUCCAAAGCGGCUCUGAUUGGCGUCUUCCUGAACAUCUGGUUGCUAUACUUCGUCAAUGCCUUUCAGAGCGCCAUCCUCAACAGUCUGACGCCCUAUGUGACGAGUGAUUUUGAAUCCCACUCGCUGCUCAAUGUUAUCGACAUCGUCGCUGGUUCCAUGACAGCCGCCGUCUUCAUCCCUCUCUCCAAGAUUCUGGAUAUCUGGGGCAGAGCCGAGGGGUUUGUCAUCAUGGUCGUCUUUGCUACACUAGGGCUGGUUCUCAUGGCCGCUUGCGACGGACUCGCCAUGUUCUGUGCUGCAAAUGUCUUCUACAAGGUCGGCUUCACCGGCAUGACCUACUCUAUCGACGUGAUCACCGCCGAUUCUUCCCAACUGAAGAACCGUGGCCUGGCUUAUGCCUUCACCUCCUCGCCCUACAUCAUUACAGCCUUCGCUGGCCCUAAGGCUGCCGAGGAUUUCCUGGAACACGUCAACUGGAGGUGGGGCUUCGGUUGCUUUUCCAUCAUCUUCCCGGUCGUUGCCGCUCCCUUGUUUUUUGUUCUCAAGUACCACCGUCACAAGGCCCGGAAGCAAGGCCUGCUUGUCAAAGAAAAGAGCGGCCGCACAUGGAUCCAGUCCAUCUGGCACUACGUUGUCCAGUUUGAUGCGCUCGGAGUCUUUUUGUUUUCCGCCGGACUGACCGUAUUUCUUCUGCCGUUCACCCUUGCUGGCCAGGCGCCAAACGGCUGGGGCUCGGACUAUAUCAUUGCCAUGAUUGUCGUCGGCUUCGUUCUUCUCUGCGCCUUCGGGCUUUACGAGUCCUUCUGGGCCCCGGUCCCCAUGAUCACCUACAAGAUGCUGGCCGAUCGGACCGUGAUCGGCACCUGCAUGCUCAGCAUCAGCUACCAGGUCUCCUACUACUGCUGGGCCAACUACUUCAGCUCCUUCCUCCAGGCCGUCAACGACCUCACCGUGUCUCAGAGCGGCUACAUCGACAACACGUUCAGCGUCGUCUCGGGCGUCCUCCUCUUCAUCGUCGGAUUCCUGAUCCGCAAGACGAGCCAUUUCAAGUGGUUGCUGUACAUUGCAGUACCCCUCUACACUUUCGCCCAAGGCCUGAUGAUUUACUUCCGCCGCCCGGACCAGUCCGUUGGCUACCUCAUCAUGUGCGAAGUUUUCAUCUCCAUCGCCGGCAGCACCUUCAUCAUCGUCAUGCAGGUCGCCAUGCUCGCAGCUGUCGAUCAUCAGCACGUCGCCGCCGCGCUCUCCCUGCUGAACGUCGUCGGCACCACCGGCUAUGCCGUCGGCGCUACCAUUUCGGGUACCAUCUGGACAAACACUUUCCGGAAAGCUCUGAUUCGGUACUUGCCUGAAUCGGCGCUGCCCCAGCUCGACGAGAUAUAUGAGCAACUUGAUGUCCAGCUUUCAUUUGCGGACGGAACUCCUAUCAGGCGAGCCAUCCAGGAAGCCUAUGGUUACGCCCAGACACGGAUGCUCGCUGCCGGCACCUCGGUAAUGGCUGUGACUUUUGUUGGUGUGCUAUUGAUGCGGAACAUCAACGUUGCCAAGGUUGCGCAGGUCAAGGGCGUGGUUUUCUAAGGCCCUUUUUUGGAAAGUUUCCAUGAUCGUAUUGUGCAACGAGUAUUGGCAUUGAGAGAUAAGGGUGGACUUUGGACUAAUUCUGGUUCGGAAUACCUGUAUUUCAUAAUGUGACGAUAUCUAUCUGAAGAGUCGCAAUGAAUAAGAUGCUGUGCAGGGUGCUGGUAUAUU